GGUUGGCAUGGGGUGUGCUAGGGACUACAUGCUUUGCCCCAUUUAGCUCCUGUCGUUUGGCUAAAGUUGCAGUAAUGAUGUCAUUGUCAGGGUCUGAGGUAAGUCUAUAGAAACCAGCUCACACACUGCAGAAGUCUCACAUACAGACACUGAGACAGCACAACAAAACAUCAGGUCCUCCAGUCCAAACACAGAUUAGACAAGAUGCAGAGCAAACAGAGACAGCAGCAGGCGCGGAUCUUCCUGAGUACAAAGGGAGGUCUGAACUUGGGAAAGAAGGUCAGCGUUCCAAGGGAUUUAAUGCUGGAAGAGCUGAAUCUUACCAAUAACAGAGGAUCCAGAAUGUUCCAAGAGCGCCAAAGAAGAGCGGAGAAAUAUACACUGGAGAGCACAGCGGGUUCCCCCAUGGUCAUAUACAACGAUAUGGAACAAAAUCAAAACCAGAACCCGACGCAGGGGGAAAAAGAAAACCAGGGAUAUGCAGUGACCGGUAGACACAGUCUCAUCACCAACCUGAAGAACUCAGUGGCUAAAAAAGGCAACCCCAGCGUCCUAGCACCAGGUUACACCGGGCCCCUAAGAGAGAUCCCCCGAGAGAUGUUUAAUUCCACAGCCAUGCCGAAAUUAUAUUGUUCCCCUUGGCAAGAAGCCCUCGGACACAACCAGGAGCCUCUGACCUCCUUUAACAGCCAGACACCUCCACAGAAACUACCACCAGUUAACUACAGGUGCUUCAACAGAGCUGCAGUGCCAUUUGGAGGACCUGUGCGCAGUCAACGAGUGAUUCCCGUCAUUGGGUUCGAACAACCAGAGAUUCAAAAUCUACCUGGCGUGACCCUGGCCAUGAUCUCCAAAAGGCCCAACUUCAACAGAGCCCCGCGGGGAUGGGCCACCGGAUACUCGCCUGAAUCGAAUGACCUGUGAGCCCGCCGCACAUCCACAUCUGUAAUAUUAAAAGAGAAGACGACUGUUGUGGCGUAACAACCUACCUUUUGCUCUUUUGGACUCGAGAGACGAUUGCAAAGGAUUGAAUGGAUUCCAUAAAAGGGAAUCAACUCCUGUUUAACAACCUUUAUAAGAGUAACUCACCCCUAUGAAUCACAUGUAAAUAUAAGUUUGCACUUCAGAAAAAUAUAAAUUUAUGAAUUCUCUCUC
Molecule: messenger RNA, 1155 nt
Organism: Misgurnus anguillicaudatus (oriental weatherfish)
Lineage: Eukaryota; Metazoa; Chordata; Actinopteri; Cypriniformes; Cobitidae
Gene: myoz3a
Product: myozenin 3a
Cellular component (GO): Z disc; actin cytoskeleton
Molecular function (GO): FATZ binding; actin binding; telethonin binding
Source: RefSeq, a predicted model, not a curated record